AAAAACUAAGGCGUAGUCUUCCAAACCUGUCCAGGACAUCUAACAUCCAAGCUGAGUCUGUGAAAAACAGCAGAAGUGACUCAAACUUUCAAGUGCCAAAUGGAGGAAUACCUCGCAUUCAACCUCAAGCCUCAGCCAUACCACCUUCAAGUAAAUUCCGCUCACCUGCAGCACCGUCUCCCUUAGCUCUCCGACAACCAGUGAAAGCAUUUAGUAACCAUGGACCCGGUUCAGUUGCUUCUCCAGAAGCCACACAGCUGACACACAGUAGUUCUUCACCAGGGCCUCUUGCAGCCCAGAGUUCAGGCUUGCCAAGCCCUGCCAGCAGUAUUAACAGUACUACUCUUACCAGACCAGCAGGGACAGCAGGGAUGAGGAGUGGUUUGCCCAGACCCAGUGCCCCUUCUACAGGGGGCAUCCCAGUGCCUCGUAGCAAACUUGCACAGCCUGUUCGCAGAUCAUUACCCACUCCCAAAACCUAUGGCAACGUGAAAGAUGAGAGUUGGAAAGACGGCUGCUACUGAACUGCAAAGCUUAAUGCAAAGUUCCAGUGCUCGUGGAUGCUUCCUCACCAGGCUAAAAGACAGCUUGAUUAUACAAACUAUUCAGAUGUGACUUUUGGGAUUUGUAAAAAUUCCAGACCUCUCUGUCUCUAAUUAGCACAAACUGGCAGAGAUUAUAAAGCAGCACUUUAAUGACAUCUAACAUCAGAUGUUUGGUGAUCAUACAAUCACUUCUACAUUAAAUUGCUAUCAGUUCUGGGUUUUUUUCUUGCUUGCUAAAAAUGUGUCAAUAUGAGCAUUUAUGACAGUGGCCAAUGUCUGGGCAAAAACCUAAUGAAUGCCAAAGAAAUGCCCAUCUUGAAAAACAGCAAGUAUAACAGUCAACUUACACUGUCCAAAACUUCAUUUUCAGCCUGUUUUAAUUCAGCAGAAAGAUUGGUGAGUAUGUACUGUUGAAACAAGACUACGUUAAUCAGAGCUAAUAUUCUGAUUGCAGACUGCUACAGUGCUAGUGAAACAUUGCUUUUAACAAUUGUGUGAGAUUCUCAUUGGGGAAAGUGGUACAUACAUCCUUCAGAAAGAAUCAGAAGUUACUCUGGAGGAUUAGGCAGAAC
Molecule: messenger RNA, 1117 nt
Organism: Fulmarus glacialis (Northern fulmar)
Lineage: Eukaryota; Metazoa; Chordata; Aves; Procellariiformes; Procellariidae
Product: SLAIN motif-containing protein 2-like
Exons: 3
Biological process (GO): microtubule nucleation; cytoplasmic microtubule organization; positive regulation of microtubule polymerization
Cellular component (GO): microtubule plus-end
Source: RefSeq, a predicted model, not a curated record